Molecule: messenger RNA, 321 nt
Organism: Trichosporon asahii var. asahii CBS 2479
Lineage: Eukaryota; Fungi; Basidiomycota; Tremellomycetes; Trichosporonales; Trichosporonaceae
Exons: 1
Coding region: 1-321 (106 amino acids)
Source: RefSeq, a predicted model, not a curated record
AUGGGUGUCCCGGUGAAUCUCGACGAGGUUGAGUCGCAUCGCCUCAGCACCUUACCGCCACUCAAGAUCACGACGGACCUGGCGACAAACCCACCUCCGCGCGUCAGCGAGGACAAGCACGGCUUGGGUCCCAAACCUGUGCUCAACUUCAGCAAGGCCGAGGAGUUAUGCGCGAUCGAGGACGACAAGCUCAAGUUGUACAGUCUCUCCAAGCUAGAGGCAGUGCAGCGAGACCUAGUCCGCGCGACGAACGAGGCGAGCGCACUGCUCGCGUACCUCGCUCAACUGAAGGACGCGAGACAGCAAGACCACGAGACAUAG